GAAAAACAUAACUGGAAUAACAACUGAAAACAUCAAAGUCAUCAUUCUUUCCAAACCUGAUGAACCUCAAGGACCCAUACGAUUUGAUGAUGUUGAUGCAACAUCAGUCACAAUAAGCUGGGAUCCACCUAUGAGAGAUGGUGGUGCACCAAUUAGCAACUAUGUGGUUGAACAACGUGAUGCCCAUCGCCCAGGAUGGGUGCCUGUGUCGGAAUCAGUUUCUAGACCAAUAUUCAAAUUUGACAGAUUGACAGAGGGCGAUGAAUAUGUGUUCCGUGUUGCAGCAACCAAUCGCUAUGGCACUGGGGAUUACUUACAGUCAGAAAUCGUAAUGUGCAAGAGCUCCAAAUCCAUUCCUGGGCCACCUGGAAGACCCAUUGUAUUUGAUGUAUCACGUGAUGGCAUGACUGUUGCAUGGGAACCACCAGAUGAGGAUGGAGGCUUAGAGGUGUCCGGCUACAUUAUUGAACGCAAGGAGGUCAGGUCAGAUAGAUGGAUCCGUGCUAAUAAAAAUCCAGUGACAAUGACAAGAUACAGGUCCACUGACUUAAUUGAAGGCCUGGAAUAUGAACACAGAGUGACAGCCAUUAAUGCUCGUGGUGUCGGCAAACCUAGCCUUCUUUCUAAACCAGCAGUAGCAACUGAUCCUGUUGAUCCACCUGGUUCACCUCAAAACCCACGAGUCACAGAUACCACAAAAUCUUCUGUGUCUUUGGCCUGGAGUCCCCCAGAUGAGGAGGGUGGUGCUAAGGUUACAGGCUAUCUAAUUGAGAUGCAAAAGGUUGGUUCAGUAACCUGGAUGAAGUGCAACGCUACACCUUCACUGAUCUGUGAAUAUACUUUGACACGAAUGCCACAAGGAGAAGAAUUCAAAUUCCGUAUUAUGGCUUGCAAUGCGGGUGGACCAGGAGAACCAGCUGAAGUACCAGGAGUUGUGACUAUAACAGAGAUGCUUGAUCCUCCAAGUUAUGAUCUUGAAGCAAAAUACAAGGAUGUCCUUGUAGUCAGAUCCAGAGGAGUAAUCAGACUUUCAGUGCCCAUCAAAGGCAAACCUACUCCUACCUGCAAAUGGACCAAGGAUGGAUCAGAGGUUACCAACCGUGCAAUGAUUGCCUCCAGUGAAGAUGUAUCAGAGCUUGUAAUCAAGCUAGCUGAAAGGUCUGAUUCUGGUCUUUACCAUCUCCAUCUGGAAAACAAGUGUGGCAAAAAGAUGCUUCCAAUAAAGGUCAAAGUUAUUGGCCGCCCAUCUGCACCUGAAGGCCCUCUUAGAUUUGAUGAUAUACAAGCACAUUCUGUAAAAGUUAGCUGGAAACCACCAACAGAAGAUGGUGGUUCCGAAAUUGUUGGCUACAUUGUGGAAAGACGUGAAGAAACAAAAGCAGCUUGGUACACGGUUGAUUCGCGAGUGGUUGACACAUCCCUUGUAGUUAAGGGACUACAAGAAAAUGCAGAAUAUCACUUUAAGGUGACAGCAGAGAACCAGUUUGGAAUAAGCAACUCCCUGAAAUCAGAGACAACUAUUGUACCAAAGACUCCUAUUUGUGUCCCAGAGGCUUCAGGUACUCCACCAGAAAUUAUGGAUGUUACUAAGAAUUCUGCGGCUUUGGCUUGGACAAAACCUAAAGAUGAUGGUGGAUCUUGCAUUACUGGUUACUAUAUUGAGUACAAAGAAGUGUCAUCUGAUAAGUGGAUUCGUCAUGAGACAAAGAUCACCUCAACGAUGUACACUCUUAGUCAACUCACUACUGAUUCCGAAUAUCAGUUCCGUGUUAUUGCUGUGAAUGACAUUGGAGCUAGUGAACCAGGACCUGCAUCAGAUUCAGUAAUAUGCAAAGAUCCAUUUGAUAAACCAAGCCAACCUGGAGAAAUUGACACUAUGACUGUUACCAAAGACUAUAUUACAAUUAACUGGGAGGCUCCAGCAUGUGACGGUGGCAAACCAGUCCUUGGCUACUGGAUUGAAUACCGAAAGUCUGGAGAGAGUGCUUGGAAGAAAUGCAAUAAGGAGCGCACAAAGGACAAACAGUACACUCAGGGUGGUUUACAAGAGGCAACUGAAUAUGAAUUCAGAGUAUUUGCAGAAAAUGAAACCGAAUUAGCAGACCACGCAGAACAGCAACUGGCAUCAAAACUAAACUGGGUGGUAAGUAUGGUUUGA
This is a messenger RNA of Puntigrus tetrazona (Sumatra barb), 2158 nucleotides long. RefSeq names its product titin-like. The coding region runs from base 131 to 2158 and encodes 675 amino acids. The record is from RefSeq and is a predicted model, not a curated record. The transcript is spliced from 7 exons. Lineage: Eukaryota; Metazoa; Chordata; Actinopteri; Cypriniformes; Cyprinidae. Gene Ontology annotation, molecular function: protein binding.